CCGGGUGUGCGGCCCCGGAUGUUGGCUGCUCCUGCUGCCGCCGCCGCCGCUUUGGUCGCUGCUUGGGGCCUCAGCUGCUCGCACUAGGCGCCGUUUGGAUCUUCCUUGGGGGGCGGAGACGCACGCAGCGGCCGGGGGCUCGGCCGGGCCGCCUCGGCCUGCGCAGCCUGAGAUUCUUCUUUGUGGCCAGAUGGGUUUGUAUGGACAGGCUUGUCCAUCUGUAACUUCAUUAAGGAUGACAUCUGAACUGGAGAGCAGCCUAACAUCUAUGGACUGGUUACCACAGCUCACCAUGAGAGCAGCUAUCCAAAAAUCCGAUGCUACACAGAAUGCACAUGGAACAGGGAUCUCCAAGAAGAAUGCACUCCUCGACCCAAAUACAACCCUGGACCAGGAGGAAGUCCAACAGCACAAAGACGGGAAACCUCCAUACAGUUAUGCCAGCCUCAUUACAUUUGCAAUUAAUAGCUCACCCAAAAAGAAAAUGACACUAAGUGAGAUUUACCAGUGGAUUUGUGAUAAUUUUCCAUAUUAUAGAGAGGCUGGCAGUGGUUGGAAGAAUUCCAUACGACAUAAUCUGUCACUGAACAAGUGUUUCCUUAAAGUGCCUCGAUCCAAGGAUGACCCCGGAAAGGGAUCUUAUUGGGCAAUAGACACCAAUCCGAAGGAAGAUGUGCUGCCUACUCGGCCAAAGAAGAGGGCACGAUCUGUCGAACGGGCUUCAACUCCAUAUAGCAUAGAUUCAGAUUCUUUGGGAAUGGAGUGUAUAAUUUCGGGAAGUGCCUCUCCAACUCUGGCAAUCAACACUGUGACUAACAAAGUAACAUUGUACAACACUGAUCAGGAUGGUAGUGACAGCCCACGCAGUAGCCUUAACAACAGUCUCUCCGACCAGAGUUUGGCAUCUGUUAACUUGAACAGUGUUGGAAGUGUGCAUAGUUACACACCGGUGACAAACCAUCCGGAACCAGUCUCUCAGUCACUAACUCCUCAACCGCAGCCACAGUACAACCUUCCAGAACGAGACAAACAACUGCUUUUCUCAGAAUAUAACUUUGAAGAUCUCAGUGCCUCAUUUCGGAGCCUUUAUAAGUCAGUUUUUGAGCAGUCACUUAGUCAACAAGGUUUGAUGAACAUCCCUUCGGAAUCUUCCCAGCAGCCCCACACUUCGUGUUCCUAUCAGCAGUCUCCCAGCAGUACAGUGAGCUCUCACCCACACAGCAACCAAAGCAGCCUGUCCAAUAGUCAUGGCAGUGGCCUCAACACCACUGGCAGUAAUUCGGUUGCCCAAGUCUCGCUGUCCCACCCCCAGAUGCACACACAGUCGUCUCCACAUCCGCCCCACCGACCACAUGGUUUACCACAGCAUCCGCAGCGUCCCCAGCAUCCAGCACCGCACCCACAGCAACACGGCCAGCUCCAGUCCCCUCAUCCCCAGCACCCCUCUCCACACCAACACAUGCAGCAUCAUUCGAACCAUCAGCAUCAGACGUUAACACAUCAGGCACCCCCACCCCCACAACAGGUACCCUGUAAUUCUGGUGUUUCAAAUGAUUGGUAUGCAACACUUGAUAUGCUAAAAGAAAGCUGUCGAAUUGCUACCAGUGUUAAUUGGUCAGAUGUAGACCUUUCACAGUUCCAAGGUUUGAUGGAGAGUAUGAGACAGGCAGAUCUCAAGAACUGGUCAUUAGAUCAGGUUCAGUUUGCUGAUCUCUGUUCUUCUCUUAAUCAGUUCUUUACACAAACUGGCCUUAUCCACUCACAGAGUAACGUUCAGCAAAAUGUCUGUCAUGGUGCCAUGCAUCCAACCAAACCUUCCCAGCACAUUGGAACAGGAAAUUUGUACAUAGACUCCAGGCAAAAUCUCCCUCCUUCAGUGAUGCCACCUCCUGGUUAUCCUCACAUCCCACCGGCACUCAGCACUCCAGGAACAACAAUCACAGGCCAUCACGGAGCCAUGAACCAGCAGCACAUGAUGCCUUCCCAAGCCUUCCAGAUGCGGCGCUCUCUGCCCCCCGACGACAUCCAGGACGACUUCGACUGGGAUUCAAUUGUGUAGAGCUUGUGUCUGCAAGGCCCAGGCCCCAGAGCCACCUUUCUGUGCAGCGAAGGGAAAGGUUUAAGAGAAUCCAGUUGAGAAAACAGUUGCUAAUCACUUUACUAAUGCUAUCAAAAUUUCUUUUGAAGACAAUCAAAACGAUUUUAGCUGGAUAACUUACUGCUUUUAUCCAACCCGGACAAGUACUCCGUGUUUGUCUCCCUGCCAGCUGCCCUCCGUAGCUCCUGACUGUUGUGUGAGUUAAACAGCUUUUGCAUAUUUGUGUCAGUUUGUUGUUGACCACAAGUGCCAGACUGAUUUUUCAGACAGAGCCUAUUUUGCUGCAAGCAGUUUAUAGAUACAUAUGUGUAAAUAUAUGUACAAAAUUUACUGAAAGGCUUCGAUUUUUUCUAAUUGGAUUAUUAGAUCUUGCAAAGAAAAUUACUGUGAGUUUUUAUUCCUUGUUCGGCUAUUUUCCGCAGGAUGGUUUUAACUGAUGUGGGCAACUUAAAGGAAAUAGAUUUUUUCAAAGCCUGGUUCCCCUUAUUGAAUUUUCUCAGAAAUGUGGGUAUCAAGUUCUGCCCAGUAAGUCAAAGAACCCAGAGUUUGAUGAUCUCCAAACAGUCCGAAGGGGCAUGUUGUUCCUGAGCAGCACAAAGAACUGACCAAGGGUUUUCUUUUUGUUUGUUUGUUUGUUUGUUUGUUUUUGAAGCUUGGAGGAUUAUAGAUUUUAUGUUGUGCCUUGUCGAUGUCUAAUUUCCUAAUCUGCAUUGUAACAGCUCUAAAAUUUACUUGAUUGAUUAGAAGCUGGGUACUGCUUGGCUCUUUAAACAAAUCAAUGUCUCCACUUAUUUAUUAUUCAGAAGUGCAACUUUAAUAUUUAUUGCUACCUUCUAUGAAUGCUUAGCUCUAAUUGGGUUCAUUAGGGAUAAAUGGGAUGUCUGAAAGCACAGAAUUAUUUUUCUUGGUAAGAGUUUACAGACAAGACAAUCAGAGAGAUUGUUAUUCUCUUUGUCAUUACUCCUCAUACCGUGUGAGUAUGUUUCUCUGUCUUAGCAUUCCUGCUGCUUGAGACUUACUAGCUAAGUAGAACUUUCCCUGGAGUUUGAAUCAGAGUUCCCAGGGGCAGUGGAGUGGCAGGGCAUUGUGUGUAAGCGAGUUUCCCCACUGUUCUCUUCUGCUUAGGAAGCACCGGUAGGAGGACAGAGCCACGCGUAGACUCUGUGCGCCUCAGUUCUCAGCGCAGUUCCGGUGCCGGUUCCAGGGCCUACUGUUGCUAAUGUGACAGUGGGUUACGUGCUCUGCGUAGACUCUGUGCGCCUCAGUUCUCAGUGCAGUUCCAGUUCCGGUUCCCAUUCCAGGGCCUGCUGUUGCUAGUGUGACAGUGGGUUACGUGCUCUGGGAUGCAGCCCACCUCUUAGGGGGGUUUUAUUAGUUAUUGUUUGUUUAUUAUGUUGUUUCUAUUAUAGCACAGUUACUUCGCAUGGAUUGACUGUCUUAGUUUUGUAAUAAACUAAAAGAAAUGAGUUUUUUUAAAUGAAUAGAUUUUGAAUUGGUUCUUACAGAAAAAAAAGCAGAAAUUUUUUUUUUUCAGUUCUAAUGGGGAAGUGUGUUCCAUCAAAUCAGGGAGUAACAAUUACUCACUUGUUGCCUUUUAGCACCUCAAGUCUCUGUCAUCCAUGUUUAAAUCAAUUUAAUUAGCCUUAGUGAUUCUGUGGUUGAGUGAUCUCUACUUGAACUAAACAUCCUUGUUUCUAUACAUGUGUAUGUGAGAGUGUUUGAAUGUGUGUGUUUGUUUUUUUUGUUUUUAAAUGGAGUGUUGCCUUGAAUGAAUCACUGGGAAGCCAGCCCUCGGUUAACGGCUGGUGAGGUUGGGGAGAAAGGAAGGGCUUUAUGUUCCUGUUGUCCAGACCCUGCUUGGCAUGAAAAAAAGGAAGCUCAGUUCCAGCCCCUUGGAACAGAGAAUAUCAGAAGAUUCUGGAAAGGCAGCCAGCAGGCCCCUCUUAGAUCCGUCAGAGGCAAGACGAAAUAGCAGCCUGCAGAGUAAAAGCUUGACACCAAGAGAAGAGGUGAUUUUCAGUCUGCUGAAGUCACCGUGUUCUAGACACCAGAGUGACCCUUUUGAAACUUCUAGUUGCUUGGGCAGCAAUGUGUGCACUUUAAACAGUUUGGGUAUUGGAAUGGAGUCUCUUACAUUGAAUGAUUUGAGUAGAAACCACUGACGGGGAUUUUUCAAAUUGUGUGAUGCUAAUUUCCUGUUUGGCACUCGUUUACUGAUUCGCAGUGAUGAAUAUUUUUAUAAGGAUUUAAACUUACCAAGAAUGGCCCUGGAGGCAGAGCCUCCAUCCAGACCCAUCCCACCCUGUGAUUCAGGUGACCUGGGAGCCCAGGUCAGGCCUUCUCAGCGGGCUCCAGCCAGACAGGGCUACCUGGUGAGGUGCGGAGCAUCCCUCUAGUGGCCAGUUCAGUUGGUAGUUGUUAAUGCAAAGUUCUGUCACGGGCCUCAAUUGGCUGAAGGCUUCUGGGGAAAAGAAGAAUAAAUGCAUAUAAUGAAACGGGGUACUCUGUCCAGGAGAAUAAUCCGACUGGCAUUUGUGGCAGUUUUUGAAAUGUAAAUGUAUUCAUGUGUGUACUUGUAAAUACAUGUCUCUCAGAUGUCCUUUGAAGUGGGAGGGAAUCAAUCUGGGGAUUAUUUCAAAUGGAAUAGAGUAUUUUGAUAUUGUCCAUUCAAAGGGUGAUGUGUACAUAUCUAUAUUGUAUAUAUGUGAUGAAAUGCAUUGGCUUUUUGUGCAAACACAAUCUGCUCUCUGUACUGCUGUUGGACAGUCAGUGUUUUAAUGUUUCUACAGUUUUGCUAUUGCACGAUUUCAUAUUUUGCCUCUAUGAUGAACAACACCCAUUCUUUGUAACUGUUUAGUGCUUUAAAGAAAUAUUCCAAGUGUCAUUAGGAUUGUUGGUGCCAGAACUGAUAUGCAUGAAUGGCACUUAAAAUAAAUAUAUUAUGUAAACUCUA
This is a messenger RNA of Artibeus jamaicensis (Jamaican fruit-eating bat), 5051 nucleotides long. It is a transcript of the gene FOXJ3, whose product is annotated as forkhead box J3. Gene Ontology annotation, molecular function: DNA-binding transcription factor activity, RNA polymerase II-specific; RNA polymerase II cis-regulatory region sequence-specific DNA binding. Gene Ontology annotation, biological process: regulation of transcription by RNA polymerase II. NCBI's taxonomy places the organism in Eukaryota, Metazoa, Chordata, Mammalia, Chiroptera, Phyllostomidae. Gene Ontology annotation, cellular component: nucleus. Bases 191 to 2059 code for a protein of 622 amino acids. The record is from RefSeq and is a predicted model, not a curated record. The transcript is spliced from 13 exons.